This is a messenger RNA of Gadus chalcogrammus (walleye pollock), 1563 nucleotides long. It is a transcript of the gene cacybp, whose product is annotated as calcyclin binding protein. The coding region runs from base 190 to 873 and encodes 227 amino acids. Lineage: Eukaryota; Metazoa; Chordata; Actinopteri; Gadiformes; Gadidae. The record is from RefSeq and is a predicted model, not a curated record. Gene Ontology annotation, cellular component: nucleus. Gene Ontology annotation, molecular function: S100 protein binding; tubulin binding; ubiquitin protein ligase binding. The transcript has 6 exons. Gene Ontology annotation, biological process: heart development.
AUGAUUUUGCAUGCGUCUAACUUUAUUAGUGUGCUGAGGUUCAAGUACACGCGGAACUAAAUAAAAUCGGAGUCGGUCGGACGUAAUUUCAUGUAACUCCCAGGCUAGUCGAUUUGGCUAUCGGGAAGGUUACUGCAGAAAAGUGUAAAAGGAAAGUUUAGCUUCACAGGACAUCACUACAAAACCGCAAUGGACCUUACCGAACAGAUAAACCAACUGGAGGCAGACUUGCAGGAGCUGGGGUCUCUCCUUGCAAAGGCUGAGAGGAAGAGGGUGCAGGAGUUGCUGAAAGAGGAGCAGAAGAAGGUGGAGAAGGAGAUCACAGCUAAACGUCAACAGAAGGAGCAACAAGCCAGGAGAGUGGCAGAGCCCACAGCUGCCACCAAAGCAGCAUACACCGUCAAAAUCACUAACUACGGGUGGGACCAGUCUGAUAAAUUUGUCAAGAUUUACCUCACAUUGAAGGGUGUACACACAAUUCCAGCAGAAAAUGUGGGGGUUGAAUUUAAAGAAAGGUCAUUCUCUGUUCUGGUCAAAGAUCUGGACGGAAAGAAUCAUCAGAUGACCAUUCUAAAUUUACUGAGCCCCAUCGAUGCAGGGGAGAGCUGUAAAAAGAUAAAGACGGACAUGCUACUCAUCAUGUGCAGGAAACAGACAUCGAAGAAAUGGGAGUGUCUAACACAGAUUGAGAAGCAGAGUAAAGACAAGGACAAGCCGGCCCCGAACGAGACCGCCGACCCCAGCGAUGGGCUGAUGAGCAUGCUGAAGAAGAUCUACUCCGACGGGGACGACGAGAUGAAGAGGACCAUCAACAAGGCCUGGUCCGAGUCCCAGGAGAAGAAGCUCAAAGGAGAAGACAUGAUGGACCUCUGAGCUGCGCUCUUCUUGCUCCCUCCCUCCCUCCCUCCCUUUCCCUGGGUCUCCACGGCAACGCGAUGUGUCACACAAGGGGUCGUGAUGGACCUGUAUGGUCGGAAGCUGGAUUGGCUGUCGUUUGAGAUUCGGAUGCAUGUGUCGACGAUUGCAUUUUGUUUUCUUUUUAUUUAAUUUUUUUACAUGAAACUGUGAUGUUUUUGAUUUGGGUUGAGGCUGGGUCUGCGUUCGCAUCUCUCUGUGUGGCAUCAUUGAUGUGGUCCAUAAAUGGUAGCAUGGCUUAUUCCAACUGUACGUUUUAUCUCAUAGUAAUGAAAACGGGGAUGCAAAUAUGAUAGUGAUGACAUUGCUAUGAAGAAUUCAUUCCAGUGAAUAGCACAUAUCCCAAGAUAAGGAAAACGUGUGAAAUCCAUACAUACAUCCGUUAUGUAUCAUGAUUCAAUCUUCCUGAUAAAUAACAUGACCAGAAAUGUAUAAAAUUAAAUAUCAGACAUUUUAAUGUUUGUCAAAGUUGACCUGCUGUCAUUCUGACCAAGUUGAAUCCGGACAUUGGCCUAGUAGUGAUCCAUAGUAACCUAUCAUUCGCCGUAUGUGCCAGACAGUCCCUUAUCAUUCCUUCAAACCAGUCCUCUCUUGGAUUAAUGCAAAUUAAUGCUCAUAUACUGCUUGAUUCACAAGUACUACCUUUUG